Musa acuminata AAA Group (dessert banana) is the source of this 1514-nucleotide messenger RNA. Its product is annotated as calcineurin B-like protein 3. The record is from RefSeq and is a predicted model, not a curated record. The transcript is spliced from 9 exons. The coding region runs from base 572 to 1252 and encodes 226 amino acids. Gene Ontology annotation, biological process: calcium-mediated signaling. Lineage: Eukaryota; Viridiplantae; Streptophyta; Magnoliopsida; Zingiberales; Musaceae. Gene Ontology annotation, molecular function: kinase binding; calcium ion binding.
GACAUUUGGAACCCUCGUUUGGUCCCUUCCUCGGAUCCUGAAAGUGUUCUUCCCCAGUCGAUCUUCUCUCAAUCGAAGUGCAAUUCUUUCGAUUUUCGUAUCGGACGAUGACACAAUCUGGCGUUCUCGAUAUGUUGGAGAUAAAAAUUUUUGGUGGUUGUGUUUUCCGGAGAAUUUUCGUUUCUUCUCUUUUUGGAUAAAGAUCUUAGGGUUCUCAGUUUCCCAGACUUAUGGUUGUAAACUGGGAGAGAAAUGAAAGGAAAAACUUUGGGGCUGAAGAAAACCCCCUGGAAGUGGCUCUGGGGGCGAGGGACAGGGGAAUCUGAAUCUGUGGGCUGAUUGCUGAGAGAGAAUUGAAAGAAUUUUCAUAGAGCAGAAUGGCUAAUUGAUUGUAGUAAUAUGGGAAUUUAUCUGGAUUCUGUUACAGAAGUUAUGGGCAUCAGUAUUUUGCAGAUCCCCUGUAGAUAUGAAUGUGCUACGAAGUUUUCUGUUCUGACUAAUGCUCUUCUCUUCAAUUUCCAUUCGGAAUGAUUCUUUUAGGUACAGAAUGAUUUGAUGAGGGGGAAAUAUAAUGUUGCAGUGCCUAGAAGUUUUCAAGCAUUCACUUGGCAUCUUGUUAAAGUGCUGUGAUCUUGAUCUGUGCAAUCAACCAAAGGGACUUGAAGACCCUGAGGUUUUAGCCAGGGAAACUGUUUUUAGUGUAAGUGAGAUAGAAGCACUAUACGAGCUAUUCAAAAAGAUCAGCAGUGCUGUAAUUGAUGACGGCUUGAUCAACAAGGAAGAGUUUCAAUUGGCUUUGUUCAAGACUAACAAGAAGGAGAGCUUAUUUGCUGAUCGGGUGUUUGAUUUGUUUGACACAAAACACAAUGGAAUUUUGGGAUUUGAAGAGUUUGCUCGUGCUCUUUCUGUAUUCCAUCCGAAUGCUCCAAUCGAUGAUAAGAUUGAGUUCUCAUUCCAAUUAUAUGAUCUGAAGCAGCAAGGAUUUAUUGAAAGACAAGAGGUUAAGCAAAUGGUCGUGGCUACUCUUGCUGAGUCAGGCAUGAAUUUGUCAGAUGAAGUUAUCGAGAGUAUCAUUGAUAAGACAUUUGAGGAAGCUGAUACAAAACAUGAUGGAAGAAUUGACAAGGAAGAGUGGCGCAGUCUUGUCUUGAGGCAUCCUUCUUUGUUGAAGAACAUGACCCUUCAAUACCUCAAGGACAUUACAACUACCUUCCCGAGUUUUGUCUUUCAUUCACAGGUUGAUGAUACCUGAGUCUGAUUUUGUUACGACUUGAUUUUCCAUGACAUGCCAAGUUUGUGGAUGGUUAAUUCACUAUGGUGAAUGUUAUGAAGAAUAAAUAGUAAAUUGGCAACUAGCACUUGCUUUUACUUCUUUGUUUUCCUUAUAAUUUAUUAAAUUCUUUACCCAAGGCCUGUAAUAUGUGAAGGAAAGUACCAAGUUUGUGGAUUGUGAAAUUUGUGUUGCCCAGCAAUGUGAAGAAAAAAGAAAGAUAUGUGUGGUCUUACUUAAAGAA